AUUGCAAAGAAAACAUGCCCUAAUAUCUCCCAUUUCGUCGACGUUGGUAAUAAAAUUACUCCGAAUCAAUAAUCGGUGGUUAGUGUCUUCAAUUGCAGCCAUGGCUGGUAGAGAAGUUCGAGAAUAUACCAAUCUCACAGAUCCUAAAGAUAAGAAAUUUAGUAAAGGAAAGGAUAAAAUAGAUGACGAGGAAAUUGCCUUUCACCGCAUGGUUUCUAAGGGAUCUUGGCUUGUCCUACUGGGUGCUUGAUAUGUUUCAGAUGCGAGAUGUUGCUGGGGAACGUGGAGGUUACCUUCAUGGAAGAGGCGCCCUAGACUGUGAUGACCUGCUCUAUCUCAAGGAACAGAUGGAAGCUGAGGAGGACGCUGAACGCCUUCUGCGCCGCACUGAAAAACGUGCAUUCCAAGUAUUCAAAAAAGCUGUUGCUGAUUCUUCACCUGCAUUACUUCCUCUGGCGCUUCGUGUUGAGCCCAAGCCAAAGAGUGGGAUCAGGCAACAAGAUCUACUAAAAAGGGUUGUAGAAGUCAAAUCUAAGAAGCCGAAAGUCUCUAACCCAUCCAAUGGGAAUGAUUUUCUUGUUCAUCCAAGUACACAUGCUGCACCAAGUGGCAAGUGUGAUGCCGAUCAUGAGAAGCAGAUAGAAACUUUGCCAGCUAGACCAAGUGAUGCUGGAGCUAGAACAGAGAUAGAAAAUCCAGUGAAAAAAUUGCUUGCUGCAUAUGAGAGUUCUGAUGAUGAUGACUGAUUUUGCUAGGAUUUAUUUGUCUAUGAUGCUUAGUAGAGUGUUUGAAUCGAGAAAACAUCAGUUAUAGGUGCUUGAAUUAAUGAGCAUCAUUAGUUGGUGUAUGUGCCCAUCCUAAUCAAGAACUCUGACUUGCUUGUUUUAACAUGCUUACAGAUGAUGAGCAGCCGCAAUUCAUACUGGA
Messenger RNA from Nicotiana attenuata, 927 nucleotides. RefSeq lists its product as uncharacterized. The record is from RefSeq and is a predicted model, not a curated record. NCBI's taxonomy places the organism in Eukaryota, Viridiplantae, Streptophyta, Magnoliopsida, Solanales, Solanaceae. The coding region runs from base 183 to 746 and encodes 187 amino acids. The transcript has 6 exons.